Molecule: messenger RNA, 717 nt
Organism: Glycine soja
Lineage: Eukaryota; Viridiplantae; Streptophyta; Magnoliopsida; Fabales; Fabaceae
Exons: 1
Coding region: 1-717 (238 amino acids)
Source: RefSeq, a predicted model, not a curated record
AUGCCUAACAAUCCAGGGAUGCAAAUGGCUCAAGCACCACAACCAGUGGCACGCAUAGAGCCACCAGCCCAACAGGUCGAACCAAACCCUGGUAUAGUAUUGGUAAAUAGAAACCAAAAUGCUGAUGAAGUAAUAGGGAAUAUUCAACAAAACCGUUUCGAUAGGCAGAAUAACCUGGCCCAAAUGGUCGAAACAAUUUUAGUACAAAAUGGUUUGAACUUGGGCUUACACAGGCCGAAUUUUGUGUCUCCAUUAUCUGAGUAUGUGUUACAGACAGAAUUACCAAGGGGUGUGAAAAUCCCUAAGUUUACUAAGUUUGCAGGAGAGACAAAUGAGUCUACUGUCGAACAUAUUGCUAGAUAUUUGGUCGAGGCAGGGGAUUUGGCUAAUAAUGAAAAUUUAAGAAUGAAAUAUUUCCCUAAUUCCUUAACUAAAAAUGCUUUCACAUGGUUUACAACUCUUCCUCCUCAUUCUAUACAUAAUUGGAACCAAUUGGAGAGGAUUUUCCAUGAGCAAUUCUAUAUGGGACAGUCUAAGAUAAGCCUUAAAGAGUUAGCCAGCGUUCGACGUAAGGCACCUGAAUCAAUUGAUGAUUAUUUGAACAGAUUCAGACUCUUAAAGGCAAGGUGUUUCACCCAAGUCCCUGAACAUGAAUUAGUCGAAAUGGCUGCUGGUGGCCUAGACUUAGUUAUUAAUUUGGUCUCCAAAUUAUUUUAA